Daldinia vernicosa is the source of this 2003-nucleotide messenger RNA. RefSeq lists its product as uncharacterized. The transcript is spliced from 3 exons. Gene Ontology annotation, molecular function: RNA binding. The record is from RefSeq and is a predicted model, not a curated record. Bases 208 to 1881 code for a protein of 557 amino acids. Lineage: Eukaryota; Fungi; Ascomycota; Sordariomycetes; Xylariales; Hypoxylaceae.
UUUUUAUCCGAUAUCGAUUUUCCAAUCCAAUCCAAUUCAAUCAAUUGAUCCACCACUCAAACGUCCCUAGGUAGGCUCGAUAAGAUAAGAUACGACCUAAGGUACCAUAGACUUUUUUUUUUCUCUACUGGUCGCACUCGAAGCCGCGAUGCAAUAAGCUUCACUAUUAAUACAAUCAAGCAUAAUAACCCAAGUAGCAACGUGAAGAUGGCCAAAUCAAAGCCUAGUUUAACAGCAUCGACGAAAGUUAUCGACCCCACCCUCGAUGCUCUAUUCGCAAGUAGCGCCGGGCCUGUACAAGCUCCCCCAAAGACACGGUACUCAAAUUUACUUUCACACAAAGAAAGGAAACCCUCACAAACAUCAAAUGAUGAGGAAUCAGGUUCGGAGGAUGAAUUGACUGCCGAUGGUGAAGAGGUUGAUGAUGAGGUCCUGAGCGACUUAGGUGACGAUGCCGAGGGAGGUAUAUCUUCAGAUGAUGAAGUAGCGUCAGACAAUUCCGAUUCCGCAGAAGAGUCACCGGCACCGCAAAAGAAGGAUCGUAAGAGGAAGCGCAAAGAUGAGCAUGACGAUCUGGAGGGUAAAUAUAUGCGGAAGGUGGCCGAGGAAACGGAAAAGGAAAAGGAGGCGCGGUCUGACAAACGCCGCAAGGGUGAAGCCGGUCAGGCGAUAAACGGUACGAUAACCGAAGCAGCGGAAGACUCAGAUGAGGGUGAAGCCCCGUUAGUUCACGAAUCCCUUCUUGCGAAGACGGAUGAUCAUACGGAUGUCGAAUUGGAUAAGGCAAACCGAACGCUAUUCCUCGGAAAUGUUUCAUCCGAAGCUAUUUCUUCAUCUAAAGCAAAAAAGCUUCUGAUAUCUCAUCUUUCAUCACCACUAUCAGCACUAGACUCAGCCAGUGGGCCGCAUAAAGUCGAGUCUCUACGUUUCCGUUCAACUGCAUAUUCCACUGGCGCGAUGCCAAAGCGUGCUGCGUUCAUCACCAAAUCCGUCAUGUCCGCCACGACAAAAUCUACCAACGCCUAUGUAGUCUACUCAACCCCACUUGCUGCACGCACCGCGCUCAAAGAGCUGAAUGGUUCUGUCGUUCUCGAACGCCAUAUCCGGGUGGACAGCGUAGCGCACCCCAACGCGGUAGAUAAUCGAAGAUGUGUUUUUGUGGGAAAUCUUGGUUUCGUGGAUGACGAAACCGUCAUUAACACCACUGCUGAGGGGGAAACUACAACGAAGAAGCGCACAAAGAUUCCGGCAGAUUUUGAAGAAGGAUUAUGGCGAAUUUUUGGUCAGCAUGCUGGUAAAGUGGAGAGCGUCCGUAUUCCCAGGGAUCCCAAGACACGGGUGGGCAAAGGCUUUGCAUAUGUGCAAUUCUACGAUACCAACGACGUUGAAUCGGCUCUGUUACUAGAUGGCAAGAAGUUUCCUCCGAUGCUACCACGGGUGUUACGCGUAUCUCGCGCUAAAGAUCCACGAAAGACGGCCCUUGCUAUGGAGCGGGCACAGAAGGCUAGGCUCGAGGGCUUACAUAGCCAAGAUAAGAACUCGAAGAGUACUAAACAUAAGCCAAAGAUAACCCCUGAGCAACAGUCACAAGCAGGUAGGGCAGGGAAGCUCCUAGGAAGAGCAGCAGCAGCAAGACAACGUCACGGAGUCAAGGGCGAAAGAAGACCACGCAAAGAAGAUAGAAAGGAACCAACAGCCGCCGAGGCCUUCAAAUCCCCUGAGCAAAUAAUCUUUGAAGGUCGCAGAGCUAGCGAAAAGGAUGGUAGACCUGCAGAUCUGAAAUUCGGCAAGAGUAAAGGGAAGAAAGGAGUAGUUAAGGCAAAGACGAAGAGUCGAGGAGCUAGGAGAGCGGCCGAAUGGAGAAAGAAGGGAACAAAGUAAAGUGCUACGAAGUAUGUAUCUACCAAUUAGGUAUUAACAUACCUAUUGACGUUCUAUAAUUAACGUACUGCCUUGAUACCCAGAAUUAGCUAGGUAGUAGAAUCAUCCAUAUUAUUACCCAA